Molecule: messenger RNA, 2534 nt
Organism: Phacochoerus africanus (Common warthog)
Lineage: Eukaryota; Metazoa; Chordata; Mammalia; Artiodactyla; Suidae
Gene: ZNF461
Product: zinc finger protein 461
Exons: 4
Coding region: 122-2035 (637 amino acids)
Biological process (GO): negative regulation of transcription by RNA polymerase II
Molecular function (GO): DNA-binding transcription repressor activity, RNA polymerase II-specific
Source: RefSeq, a predicted model, not a curated record
ACGUCGGGUGAAUGGUCAGCCCCAGAGGCGGUUGAGGGCUUCCCAGGACGGGUUCGGUAGGCAGGGCUCUGCGUGGGGCCUGGAAUUCGAGUCAAAGCUUGGACCAGAGCUCCUCCUGAGGAUGCUGAAGGGGUUGGUGAUGUUCAAAGAUGUGGCUAUACAUGUCUCUCAGGAGGAAUGGGAAUGCCUGAACCCUGCCCAGAGGAAUUUGUACAAAGAUGUGAUGUUGGAGAACUAUAGCAACUUGGUUUCACUGGGACUUUCUGUUUCUAAGCCGGCUGUGAUCUCCUCAUUGGAGCAAGGGAAGGAGCCCUGGAUGGUUGUAAGGGAAGUGACAGGAGGACCAUGCCCAGACUUGGUGUCCAAGUGUGAGCCCAAGAAGUUGUCUCCAAAAAGAGACAUUUUUGAGACAGAAUCAUCCCAUUGGGCUAUCAUAGAAUCAUUCAAAAGCCAUAAUCCUGAUAAAUCCAUUUUCAGAGACAUUUGGGAAUGCAAAAGUCAAUGUGAGAGACAACUGGGAAAACAGGAGGGCUAUUUCAGGCGAUUCAUUGUCAACCAUGAACACAUGUGCAUUUUUAGCCAACACGUUUUGUUCACUCAGGAAUUUUAUAAUAGACAGAAAAUCUUUGAAUGUAAAAAAUGCAGAAAGAACUUAAGUUACCAUGUAUUUUUUAAUCCUCACAAAAGAACUCAUUCUAAAGAGGAACCUUCUGAAUGUAAGGAAUGUGCAGAAACUGUUGCUACAUCAUACUUUCGUAAACAACAGGGAAUUCAAGGUAAUAACAAGUGCAGUGAAUGUAAGGAAUGUUGGAAGGCCUUUCUUCAUUGCUCACGACUUAAACAACAUUUGAGAAUUCAUAAUGGUGAAGAACGCUAUGAGUGUAAAGAAUGUGGGAAGGCCUUUAAUUAUGGCUCAAAGCUUAUUCAAUAUCAGGGAAUAGACACUGGUGAGAAACCCAAUGAAUGUAAGGAAUCCGGGAAGGCCUUUAUGCAACUAUCACAACUUACUCAACAUCAGAGAUUUUAUACUGGUGAAAAACCCUAUGUGUGUAAGCAAUGUGGGAAGGCUUUUAUUUGUGGCUUUCAACUUACUGAACAUCUGCAGCUCCAUACUGGUGAGAAACCCUACGAAUGUAAAGAAUGUGGGAAGACUUUCAGGCAUCAGUCACCCCUUACCAUACAUCAGAGAAUCCAUACUCAUGAGAAACCCUAUGAGUGUAAAGAAUGUGGGAAGGCCUUUAAUUAUGGCUCAGAACUUAUUCUGCAUGAGAGAAUUCACACUGGUGAGAAACCGUAUGAAUGUAAGGAAUGUCGGAAGGCCUUCAGGCAGCGAUCACAACUUACUCAACAUCAGAGACUUCAUACUGGUGAAAAACCCUAUGAAUGUAAGCAAUGUGGGAAAGCUUUUAUUCGUGGUUUUCAACUUACUGAACAUCUGCGACUCCAUACUGGUGAGAAACCCUACGAAUGUAAAGAAUGUGAUAAAACUUUCAGGCAUCGAUCACACCUCACAAUACAUCAGAGAAUUCAUACUGGUGAGAAACCCUACGAAUGUAGAGAAUGUGGAAAGGCCUUUAGCUAUCACUCAAGCUUCUCUCACCAUCAGAAAAUUCAUUCUGGCAAAAAACCUUAUGAAUGUGAUGAAUGCGGGAAGGCCUUCUGUGAUAGCUUACAGCUUAAUCUACAUAGGAGGAUUCAUACUGGUGAGAAACCCUAUGAGUGUAAAGAAUGUGGGAAGACUUUUAGACAGUGCUCACACCUCAAAAGACAUCAGAGGAUUCAUACUGGUGAGAAACCUCAUGAAUGUAUGAGAUGUGGGAAGGCCUUUCGACUUCAUUCACACCUUAUUCAACAUCAGAGAAUUCAUACUGGUGAGAAGCCCUAUGAAUGUAAGGAAUGUGGGAAGGCCUUUAGCUAUCAUUCAAGCUUCUCUCACCAUCAGAGAAUUCAUUCUGGGAAGAAAUCAUAUGAAAGUGGGAAAGCCAUUGUUCAUGGCUUACAAUGGAAUCUACAUCAGACAACUUCAUACUGUUGAGAUGUCAGUAAGGUUUCCUCUCCCCCCCAUCCUAGUCUAGUAUCAUGAAAUUAUUUUUGGAGAUAAACAUUUUCUUUUUUUCUUUAAGGAAAAUGUUGGUAAAAUAUGGGGUUUCAUUUGUAUUGAUUUAUUUUAGUAACUCUUGAAAUCUUUUCUCCCCCUCAAGGGAAAAAAUGGAAAAGUUAUUAAAAGGAAAAAAAAAAUGCUCUGGUUUCAGUGCUGCUUCUGAGUUAUCGAAAUGAUCAGUAUUGGAAGUAAAUUUUGUAAAACUGUAUAUGUUUUCACUGAAACCAGUAAAGUGGGGCAGAAAUAAAAUGAAAACUAUUUCUUCCUCUCCCACAAAUCUCUGAGAUACCAAUAUGUGUGUGUUGCUUUUUUCUACCUGCUUAAACAUAUCUGCACAUGUGAAGGGUUUAUUCCAUGUGUGGGAAAGGUUUUACGUCCUGUAGUGACAUAUUGCAUGGCAAUUUGCCCUUUUCACUUAAAUAAUCACGGACAU